This is a messenger RNA of Trypanosoma rangeli, 501 nucleotides long. RefSeq lists its product as uncharacterized. Lineage: Eukaryota; Euglenozoa; Kinetoplastea; Trypanosomatida; Trypanosomatidae. The transcript has a single exon. The coding region runs from base 1 to 501 and encodes 166 amino acids. The record is from RefSeq and is a predicted model, not a curated record.
AUGUACGUUUACACCCUCCCUGCAGGGUUGUUGGGCCGCUAUAUUGGCCGUGCCCUGCGGUUUCGGGUAGAGCGGUUUGCGUACUACCUUGAUCUGACAGGGCGCUCGCUAAGGCGCGUCGAGGUGGAGGCCGACUCCCUGCAGCCGCAGUGUGAGGUGGACCACCGCAAGUUUGAGCGGCUUCUGUUGAACUUCUUGGAGGUGGAGCGGCUGUCGAAGCGAACGUGCAGUUACACCCUUGAUGCCCCACGCUUUCCCCGCAUCAUCUACAACUUGGAGCAGGAGACGACGGACCAUCUCGAGGGUUCUCUGCAGCUCCGCGGCGAGACGCAUCCGGUGCGUUGCAGCAAGAUGCUGGAGGGACCGGAGCUCGUGGUGCGCUGUCCGAUUGACACCCGCGAGUUUAACGUGCCGCGCUACUCGAUUCUUUUUGGGCUCUUCAGUGUCUCGCAGCACGUAGAGGUGGAGACGCGGGUGCCGCUCAAAGUGGUGAAGCUGUGA